CUAAUCUAAUACUCCAAACUUGCCAAUAUGAACAUAAUCCAUAUAACUAAUUCUCGUUGGUCGCAUGCAUUCUUUAUCGUUUCACAAAAAUGGACAAUAGGAUGGAAAUAGACUAGUUUGUUGCAUAGUAUAUAACUGAAGUGUGAACAAUUUGUUUUCCCACAUUAUCUGUACAUUCUUAAUUUGUUUCAACAAUCAAAUAGGAUAGGAACCAUCCAAUUAUCUGUUCUUUUUUCCAAUAUUAUUGCAAGCAAAAACGUCAAGAAAUGCGGCUUAUGUCAACAAAUUCUACGUUCACUUGAUCAUAGAGCUAUUUGUAUCGUUUGUUUCCCAUGCAUAUUUUUCUUUAUAUACUUCACUUCUUAUGGUUGUCUUCUAUACCUUAUCUUCUACUGAUUUAUUGUCGAGCUUUCAAAAUCCUAGUGAAGAUGAAGAUCUUAAAUCUUGUCACUCUUUGCUGCCUCUAUCUUUCGAUCUCUCUUCUCUUUAAUUUUGUAGCUCCUACCUUAUUGUUUCAGGGCUUUAAUUGGGAAUCAUGCAAUAAGCAAGGUGGACUGUAUAACUCACUGAAAAACUCUAUUGAUGAUUUAGCUAGAGCCGGGGUAACCCAUGUCUGGCUUCCGCCUCCAUCUCACUCUGUUUCACCUCAAGGAUAUUUUCCUGGAAGAUUAUACGACCUCGAUGCAUCAAGGUAUGGGAAUGAGGCUGAUUUAAAGAGCUUGAUCAGCGCCUUCCACCAAAGAGGAAUCAAAUGUAUUGCUGACAUAGUCAUAAAUCAUAGAUGUGCUGAUAAAAAAGAUGGAAGAGGAAUAUACUGCAUUUUUGAAGGUGGAACACCUGAUGAUCGCCUGGAUUGGGGUCCUUGGGCUAUUUGUAGAGAUGACACUCAAUUUUCAGAUGGGAGUGGUAAUCUAGACACAGGGGCUGGUUAUGGUGCAGCCCCUGAUAUUGAUCAUCUUAAUCCAAGAGUACAAAAGGAGUUGAUAGAUUGGAUGAACUGGCUUAAGACUGAGGUCGGUUUUGAUGGGUGGAGGUUUGAUUUUGUAAAGGGAUAUGCUCCUAGCAUUACCAAAAUUUACAUGGAGAAGACUAAGCCAGAUUUUGCUGUAGGGGAACUUUGGGAUUCAAUAAACUAUGAUCCUGAUGGUAAGCCAGACUACAACCAAGACGGACCCAGAAAUGAACUUGCAGGAUGGGUACAGAAUGCAGGUGGUGGUGUUGUUUCUGCAUUUGAUUUUACUACCAAAGGUGUUCUUCAAGCUGCUGUGCACGGGGAAUGGUGGAGAAUGAAGGACUCAAACGGCAAACCUAGUGGAUUAAUAGAAAUUAUGCCGAAGAAUGCAGUUACUUUCAUUGAUAAUCAUGACACUGGAUCCACCCAAAACUUAUGGCCUUUCCCUGCUGAUAAAGUCAUGCAAGGUUAUGCUUAUAUUUUGACACACCCUGGAAUUCCAUCCAUAUUUUAUGAUCAUUUCAUUGAAUGGGGACUCAAGGAAGAAAUCAGUAAAUUGACUUCAAUCAGGUUAAGGAACGCGAUAACUGAAACAAGUAAUGUGAUUAUAAUGGCCUCGGAUGCAGAUGUAUAUGUAGCAAUGAUUGAUGGGAAGGUUAUAGUUAAGAUUGGACCAAGGUUUGAUGUUGGUAAUCUUAUUCCCUCAAACUUCAAGGUUGCUACUGCUGGAAAAGACUAUUGUGUUUGGGAGAAGCAAGACUAAUUGGCUAAUAUCGGAUGCAUAAGUACUAUAUAUGCAUGCAUGCAUGACCAAAUAAAUUCAAGAAAUGUGUAGCAUUGUUGACUUGUUAGAGAAUUGUAUGGAAGAUUGCUUUUACAUUGUAGAUGAGUUCAUGAUUUUUAA
Molecule: messenger RNA, 1856 nt
Organism: Spinacia oleracea (spinach)
Lineage: Eukaryota; Viridiplantae; Streptophyta; Magnoliopsida; Caryophyllales; Amaranthaceae
Product: alpha-amylase
Exons: 4
Coding region: 333-1715 (460 amino acids)
Biological process (GO): carbohydrate metabolic process
Molecular function (GO): alpha-amylase activity; calcium ion binding
Source: RefSeq, a predicted model, not a curated record